Messenger RNA from Theobroma cacao (cacao), 2218 nucleotides. Its product is annotated as ERAD-associated E3 ubiquitin-protein ligase HRD1B. Gene Ontology annotation, biological process: proteasome-mediated ubiquitin-dependent protein catabolic process; ERAD pathway. Gene Ontology annotation, molecular function: ubiquitin protein ligase activity. NCBI's taxonomy places the organism in Eukaryota, Viridiplantae, Streptophyta, Magnoliopsida, Malvales, Malvaceae. Gene Ontology annotation, cellular component: endomembrane system. The record is from RefSeq and is a predicted model, not a curated record.
AAUAGAUAAAUAAUAAUAAAUACCGUCGCAUUUGCAGUUAAAUCUCUCUCCCGCAAAAAGAAGACACGAAGGAGGCGAAGGGAUUCUCUUCCUCUUGUUGUCGGUUCCCAUUUCCCGCGAAAACCCUAACGAAGUUAUCUGUCAGGUAGAGCAAAAUGAUGAGGCUGCGAACCUAUGCUGGUCUCAGUUUGGUUGCGACGCUAGCUGUAAUUUAUCAUGCAUUCAACAGUAGAGGCCAGUUUUAUCCUGCUAUGGUUUAUUUAUCAACCUCUAAGAUCAGCUUGGUGUUGCUUCUCAAUAUGGGCCUGGUCAUAAUGUGUACCUUAUGGCAGUUAACGAAACGAGUAUUUCUUGGGUCUCUUCGUGAAGCUGAGAUCGAGAGGUUGAAUGAACAGUCAUGGAGAGAGGUCAUGGAGAUCCUCUUUGCAAUCACCAUUUUUCGGCAGGACUUCUCUGUUACGUUUCUUGCAAUGGUUACGGCUCUGUUGUUAAUCAAGGCUUUGCAUUGGUUGGCACAGAAGAGAGUCGAGUACAUUGAGACAACCCCUUCUGUUUCCAUGUUGUCUCAUGUUCGGAUAGUUUCUUUUAUGGGUUUCCUUCUUCUUCUAGAUUGUCUGUUCUUGUACAGUUCUAUAAAGUUUUUGAUCCAAACACGACAAGCGUCAGUCUCCCUCUUCUUUUCAUUCGAAUACAUGAUACUGGCAACAACGACAGUGUCAACCUUUGUAAAAUAUGUUUUCUAUGUGAGUGACAUGCUUAUGGAAGGACAAUGGGAAAAAAAGGCCGUCUAUACCUUCUACUUGGAGCUCAUUCGGGACUUGCUUCACUUGUCCAUGUAUCUGUGCUUCUUUCUUGUGAUCUUCAUGAACUAUGGUGUACCUCUGCACUUAAUACGGGAGCUCUAUGAGACCUUUAGGAAUUUCAAAAUUCGUGUUGCUGAUUACAUGCGUUAUAGGAAGAUCACUUCAAACAUGAAUGAUAGAUUCCCAGAUGCAACCCCAGAAGAGCUCAAUGCAAGUGAUGCAACUUGUAUUAUAUGUCGAGAAGAGAUGACCACAGCAAAGAAGUUAGUUUGUGGACAUCUUUUUCAUGUGCACUGCCUUCGAUCAUGGCUAGAAAGACAGCAUACCUGCCCUACAUGCAGAGCACUGGUUGUACCACCUGAAAACGGAACAAGCUCAGCUGGAGGGCAACAUGGACCUCGGUCAGAUGCUCAUCAACAAGGGUCAAGCACAAGUUCAGCUACCCAAGGUCCUGGUGGUGACAUGGCCACUGAUAAUUUGACCCAGCAUCAGGCCAGGCUUCAGGCUGCUGCUGCAGCAGCAUCAAUAUACGAGAAAUCCUACAUCUAUCCUUCUGCAAACACACUAGUUUGGUCUCCUGGAUAUGCUGUACUUCCUCAGGCUUAUGGGCCUUCGGCUGACUCCACCAAGGUCGAAUCUAGUGGGGAAAGAACAUUCAUUGGACAACAGCAGUUUGCCAUUCCUGGUGGACAUGCAAACUUGUCCUUUCCGCAAUUCCCACAUUGUGUUUUUGUCCCUUUCGAGUUACCUGGUGCCAAUGGAAAUUCAGGAGAGGGAUCGGGUAGUUAUCAGAAUAUUCCAGAUUCUCAGUUGGAAGCUCAGAAGAUUAUUCAACAGAAGAUUGAGCAUCAGCUCCAACUUCUGCAGAAGCCAAAAACUGAGGAAAGCAUGGACAUUGGUCUCACAGGCUCAUCAGAUAGAAAAGGGAAGGCCACAGCAUCUUCUUCUGUUUCGGAGACCCAUAAUGGAGAGGCAGAAGAGUGAAGAGAGUACAUAGUACUUGCACAAGUGUAGUUGUUUUACAUGGGAACUAAUGAAUGAGUAUAAAGGGGGGGAAAAGUUGGCCAAAAGUUGUUGCAUUGCUUCCGUGACGGCUGAAAUCAACAGGAGCAAUGUCGUAACAACUGCGAUUUACCUUCAUCACAUUUGGAUUUUAAUUUUUAGUCUCAUUGCACUAAAGAUAGACUAUUGCAGAUAACAGUUUGUACCAAAUCUUCUUCGGUCGUUAACCUAAGAUAAGGUGUGAAUGUCUAGCACUAACAAGUAGGAACAUUCUAUUGGUGACCAUUUGUUUUUUAAAGCCUCGAAGCUUGUGACUUGUGAUUGUGAUACAUAGGAUUCGGUAAAAAAAGAUUGAUGAGUAAAUAAGUGGGCAAAUGCAGGAGGUAGAAUGAAGCUUGACUUUGUUCUUUCUA